AUGACCGACACAUCCAGCCACCGGUACGGCGAGAUGUCGUCGUCGUCGCGCUCCUCCGGCUCCGGCCGCGACCGCGAGCGCAGCGACCGUGACCGUGGUGACCGCGGCGACCGUGACCGCGAACGCGACCGUGAGCGCGACCGCGAUCGUGACCGUGACCGUGAGCGCGACCGUGAGCGCGACCGCGAACGCGACCGUGACCGUGAACGCGACCGCGACCGUGAACGCGACCGCGACCGUGAGCGCGACCGUGAUCGUGAGCGCGACCGUGAGCGCGACCGCGACCGCGGCCGCUCGUACGACAACGACGACCGCGAUCGGCGGGCUCGGUCGCGCUCGCGCUCGCCCACGCGCGACACCUACCACCGGCCUUCAUCCAUGGCUGGCAGUGGGUCCUCCUCGCGGCAUCGGUCGUCUUCGCACACGCGUGGCCGGUCGCGCUCGCCGUCGUCCGCCACCGCUGCCACCACUCCGGGCGCCGAGUCCGGCAUGCCGGACAGCCUGUGGGGCGUCCUGCCGAUCGGCGUGCAUGAUGCCAGCAUCCAUGCCGAUGCCUGGCUGGCCAGCUUCCAGGGGGACCUGUCGCACCUGCCCUCGGCCCUGGUGUCGCCACAGGACUUCCCAUCCCUGCUGCGCGGCGGCGGCCCCCAUGGGAUGGAUCCAUUGGCGGCGCAUGCGGCCGCUGCGGCGGCCGCCGGGCACCCACUCCUGGCGGGCCAGCAUCCGGGGGUGGGACUUGGGGGGCUUCCCCCGGGGGCGGCUUCGUCCAUGGCGGCCGCCUAUGGGAUGGCCGGCAUGCCGGUGGAUCCGCUCAUGAUGCCGUAUGUGGCGGCGGCUGCAGCAGCCGCCGGCGGCCCCGGCAUGAUUCCCAUGAUGUCUCCCAUGAUGCUGGGGGCGACCAUGCACCCUGGCCUGCCAGUUGGGGCCUACCCUGGCGGGCAUUUGUCGGUGCCGUAUGGCCACGGGAUGGCCGGGCUCCCGCCCCCGCCACAGGGGAUGCUUUUCCCCGGGGCUCCUGGCCGCGCUGGACUCGGGGGCGCCCCUCCUGGCGAACAACGCUUCCAGCGCCAGGCCAAGCGCAUCCACGUUGGCAACCUCCCGCCCAACAUCGAGCCGGCUCGCUUGGAGGACUUCUUCAACAAGGCGCUGGCCGAAUUGCCAAAUCCCCCUCCGGCCGUCAACGGGACUUAUGUCAUCAGCUCGCAACGGCCACUGGACAAGCAGUUUGCCUUUAUUGAGUUCGCCACUCCCCAGAUGGCAACCGCCUCGCUGAACCUCACCAAUACGUUGAUAGACAGUUACUCCAUUCGAAUCAGCCGACCGAAGGAGUACCACGCCUUGGCCAGCCAGGGGCUGGCCACCGGGCCAGCUGCCGGGGCCGGCGGCCCGAUCGGCUCCGGCACCGGGGCCGGGCCCUACGACUCGCCGGCCCCUGUGGCCCCGCCCGGCCCGGGCAAGCUCCACAUCAAUUCCAUCCCCCGGACCAUCGGCGAGAGCGAGCUCCGCACGGCCCUUGGAGCCCUGGGCCGGCUGCGGACCUUCAACCUGCCCAUCAACCCGAGCAACAACUCCCACCGGGGCUUUGCCUUCGCGGAAUUCGAGACCGAGGAGGAAACCCAGGCGGCCGCUCAGCGCAUCAAUUCGGCCCCCAUCUUCGGGGCGCAGUUGUCGGCGGCUCCGGCCAAUGGCCCGCUGCGGCCGGGGCCCGGGAUUUUGGGCCCCAGCGGUGUCGGGUCGGGGCUCGGUGUACCGGGAGCGUCGAUCGGCGGGGUUGGCCCCGGCGGGGCCCCGGUUGUCACGUCCCAGUCACAUUCCGACCCGGGGUAUGUCUCCACGGUGCUGGUCCUGGAAGAUGUGCUGAGCAAGGAGGAUCUGGACAACGAGGAGGAGUACAAUGACAUCGUGGCCCAGAUCCGCGAGAAGUGCAUGACCUACGGCUAUGUGUCGAAUGUGCUGAUCCCCCGGUACCCGCCCUUUGGCUCGGAGGAGACGCUCGACCAGGUGGGCAAGAUCUUCAUCGAGUUUGCCAAUGUUGAGGCGGCCCGCGAGGCUGGCGCGUCGCUAUCAGAGAUCCACUUCAACGAGAAGCGCAUCAUCACCUCCUUCCUGGACCCGGAGGACUUCGUCAAGAUCCGCAACGCGUUGUUGUCGCGCUCGCGCGGUCGGCAGAUCUGA
This is a messenger RNA of Fonticula alba, 2175 nucleotides long. RefSeq lists its product as hypothetical. The coding region runs from base 1 to 2175 and encodes 724 amino acids. Lineage: Eukaryota; Rotosphaerida; Fonticulaceae. Gene Ontology annotation, cellular component: nuclear speck; U2-type prespliceosome; commitment complex. The transcript has 5 exons. Gene Ontology annotation, molecular function: poly-pyrimidine tract binding; pre-mRNA 3'-splice site binding. The record is from RefSeq and is a predicted model, not a curated record.